Molecule: messenger RNA, 7162 nt
Organism: Sus scrofa (pig)
Lineage: Eukaryota; Metazoa; Chordata; Mammalia; Artiodactyla; Suidae
Gene: WBP1L
Product: WW domain binding protein 1 like
Source: RefSeq, a predicted model, not a curated record
AACCACUGCACCACGACGGGAACUCCAGAAUUUAAAGAUUUUAAAUUCAGAGGCUGCCUAGAAAAAAAACGUUGCCAAGAGAUUCUUAAAUCUGCUAGAGUGAAGGAAUGAAUUCCAUGAGCCAUGAACAUAUAUGCUCUUGCAGUAUGUCUUCUUAAGUAAUAAGUUAAUCAGAAUCCAAAGGAUUUCAGCAUUACUGUCUUUGUGGGUUCUGUGAACUGGGAAGGAGGGGCCUGGGUCAGUGGAAUGAUGUCUCAGACACUGCUUGGGGCCAUGAACAGUUGUUAAAAUGGCAACAUUUUGACAGCAUAAUCUUGCUUAAUUCUGGCUUAGUGUGACUCUUCCUUUUUUUUUUUUUUUAAAGUUGAUGAAUUCAACAUUGAGCUAAAUUCUGCAUUGUCAAGCAGAUGACUAAAAUGAUUUGAGGAAGGAUUUGACUUAGCUUUGGUCCACCACGUAUGAGCCUGGGCCACUUACAUAAAAGAACCCUUUUUUCUCCAGACUAGCAGAAAUUGCUAAUUAUCAUCUUGCCUCUUAAAUCCCAAAAGUGACUACUUUGUCCCGGGGUUGUGGUGCUAUUUGUCAGGCAUGGCAAAAAAGUGAACACAUCUUCCUGGGAAUGCCUGCAUUUGCCAACUCAGCUUCUUUUUCUCCCCAUCCCCCAAAUCUUUGUGCUCAAUGAGGGUUGGUCAGGGACGAGGGGGCACAAGGAGAUCAGUGAGAAAGAAGCCAUUCUCAGCCAUCACUUGGUUGGCGUAUAAUGAUGUGCUUGGUGUAAUGUUUGGGGUUUAAUGCUGCCUUCCAUACAGGAAUUUAUAAUCUUGUGAGAAGAUAAAAGUAGACAAAUGGUGAUCAGAAACACUUGUCUUGAGGAGCAUCCAUAAAAGGAUGGUUCAUUAGGUUCCAAGGAAAUGGGGACGCCGAGGAUGCAAUUUUGAUACUUCAGAUUGAACUUUCACAAGAUUACUUUUCAAUUUCUAAUAAUUUUGUUGCAGUUCCACUUAUUCACAGAUGGCGGCUAAUGAGUAGAAAGGUGGACUGUUGGCUUAGUGCAUUAGAGCACGGGUUCUUGUCUGUUUUGCUCAUGGCAGUAUCACUGGUGCCUGGCACACUAUGGGUGUUCAGUAGGUGUGGAAUGAAUGAAUGAAUAAGUACGUUUAUGCCAUGUUCUCCUUCUGUAGAGCUGCAGGUGUCCCUCUUUCUUGUUAGGUAGGUUCAGACUAGAGAAGCCCAGGAGGGACUGAGGAUGCCCUUUCCUCCAGUGUGAUAGGUGGUCGGCGGUUGCCAGGGGAACCCAGGAAAGGAAAGGAGGGCCUUGAAAGCAGCAUCUUCCCUCUUCUGAGAGCUGGGGACGGUGGGGGCUGUGCCUCUGUGUCCAGGCCUGCCUGUCUGGCAGUUUGGCCUGUGUGUGAGGGUGGUAGCAAGGCAUGGAAUAGACAGGACAACCACAUCUUGAGAAUACAUAUUUGCUGAAGAAUGGCUCCCCGAUCCAAACACCUGCAGCAGCAGAAGCCACUUCACCCCUCUUUUCUCCAGAGCAAUGAGGCUGUGGUGUGUGUGUGUGUACUUCCAGGAAAUGGCCCAGCUGGCUGGGCUCAUUCAUUUCCUUGUCGGGAAAGUCGAUGUGACCUUGACCGUCAGUGGGAGACAUUGUGUGUCUGGCCAGAUUCUCAAAUGAUUGAAAAGUACUUUUGGCAACUCACCUCGCUGUCGGUAUUAUAUGCUGCUUAUUGUCCUUGGUGCAGGUGAAAGAUACUAAUUUGCAAGAGUCAUUUCUGAUUUACCUGGGUCUGCCCAGCACAGUGCCAGUCCCACGGGGGCUCUCAAUAAAUAUCACUGAAAGAAAAUUGCUGCAGAAAAUAAAAAAGAUGAGACGUACUUGCUUUGAGUGAUGGAAAUAGAAUUAAUUUGCAGCCUCAGAAGUUAUUAGAAAGUAACUUUGGGCUUAUAAAGUUCCUCUGAAGACUACGCUCCUUUGAGAGUCAUUACUUCAAGUCCAAAUCCAGGCACAGACUGUUGCUAGUGUUGUCUUUAGUAGAGGGUUCGGGGCUGGAGAGAGUGGCUGACACCUGCUGUUUCGGGAAGGGUGGCCAGAUGAGAGCUGGCUUACACCACUGACUGGGAAAAGUCAGAUGAGGACGCCAACCCCAGGGCCUUUGCUUCUUUUGCAAAAGCUUGCUGUUAGAGAGCCAUUUUCUCCAUAAACUGAGCUUAGGACAAAUCUAAGGUGGUGAACUUUUCAGAAGCAGGGGUUGGGUUUAAAUAUAGACCAUCUGCUUCACUGGCAACUUGGAGGCUGUGGUGGGACUUGUUGUACCUUUUGUAAGACAAGUGAGGAAAGAUGUUGGCACCUGUACAUGCUGGGUUUGUUUAUGAAAUAUAAACUCUCCUGUCGGAGCGAGGGCUCGAGAGGUCAGCAGCCAAGGUAGCAUGUCCUACCUUAACUGGGGAAAAGGUGCCCCUCCAAGCCCUCUUUUUGAAUUGCAUCCAUUUCUAGAGAAAGUGGGAACAGCCAUAGUGCACUGUUAUUUAUUGCGCAGCAGCUCUGGCAGGGGUGGGGGUGAAAAAGUUUCUCUGAAACUGACAGCCACUGGGCUUCAUUUUCUUUCCCAAGGAAGAGAGACAAUACCUUGGGAGCUAUUAGAAUCCGGUCAUUAUUCAGAGAAACAUAGCUCUUUUCAGCCUUAGAGACCUGAUUUAUGUACAGCCCAGGCUGCUCAGAGCUGAGGGGAGCUGAUGGGAAGCGGGCGUUGCAGGCUCCAGCCCUAGGUGGGUCCAGGGCUGGCGGCGUAGGUUUGCAGCACAUCCUUCUCAGUAUUCCACAGCAGCUGUCUGGAGUUUUUUCUGCCGUGCCUGAACUGAUGUCAUUUCCCCCUUGGCAGACAGCUUCAGCUUUGCUGCGUCUGAGAUAUGUCACGAGAAGGUGGGGGUGGGUCGGAGCCAGGCGGUGGGGGGGGGAGCAGCGAGGAGAGCAGGAGGGAGAGUGCCUGCUUGGGCCCAGGACUCUGUUUACUUUCUCUUCUUUGCUAAGGAAGGCGGGUUAAUCGGGACUGCUGAGCACCAGGCCCACCAGGGCUCGUGCUCUUUCCAAGACCGUAACUUUUAAAAAGCCCUUUGUUCCCAACGUUAGUGUGGACGAUGCUCUUGCAGGAUGCCUUUCCUUUUGGGUCUUAGACAGGAUAAGGAAACCUGCGUGGGUACCAACAAUCAAAGCUACAUCUGUGACACAGGACACUGCUGUGGACAGUCUCAGUGCUGCAACUACUACUAUGAACUCUGGUGGUUCUGGCUGGUGUGGACCAUCAUCAUCAUCCUGAGCUGCUGCUGUGUCUGCCACCACCGCCGAGCCAAGCACCGCCUUCAGGCCCAACAGCGGCAACAUGAAAUCAACCUGAUCGCCUACCGGGAAGCCCACAAUUACUCAGCGCUGCCGUUUUAUUUCAGGUUUUUGCCAAACUAUUUACUACCUCCUUAUGAGGAAGUGGUGAACCGACCUCCAACUCCUCCCCCACCAUACAGUGCCUUCCAGCUACAGCAGCAGCAGCUGCCCGCACAGUGCGGCCCUGCAGGUGGCAGCCCCCCAGGCGCCGACCCCACCAGGGGCUCCCAGGGGGCACAGAGCAGCCCCUUGUCUGGGCCCAGCAGAAGCAGCACGAGACCCCCAAGCAUCGCUGACCCUGAGCCCUCCGACGUGCCAGCAGACCCUGCAGCCACCAAAGCCCCUGGAAUGGAGCCCAGCGGCUCUGGGGCCGGCCUGGGGGCGGUAGACCCCGGGGCCUUCCUGGACAAGGAUUCCGAAUGUAAGGAGGAGCUACUGAAAGAGCACAGCUCCGAGCAGGGCAGCGCCCUCCCUGACAGCAAAGACAAGACGCCAGGCAGACAUCGCCGCUUCACGGGUGACUCGGGCAUCGAGGUGUGCGUGUGCAACCGGGGCCACCAUGAUGAUGACCUCAAAGAGUUCAACGCACUCAUCGAUGACGCUCUGGACGGGCCCCUGGACUUCUGCGACAGCUGCCACGUGCGGCCCCCCGGCGACGAGGAGGAAGGGCUCUGCCAGCCCUCCGAGGAGCAGGCCCAAGAGCCCGGGCACCCCCACCUACCACGGCCGCCCGCCUGCCUGCUGCUGAACACCAUCAACGAGCAGGACUCCCCAAACUCCCAGAGCAGCAGCUCCCCCAGCUAGAGCAGGCCCUGCCUGCGCCUGACAACUUGGCGAAGCAAUCAGGGUAGGGGAGAACCACGAGAGAAGCAUUAAACGACUGUGCCCUUUUUCCCCUCCUCUGCUCCUGCAUUUUCCUGCAUCUCCAGGUACAGUUGGGGAAGUGGGUGCCUCGCCCCCCCACAGAAGCACAGUGUGGUGGAGGGCCGAGAAGCUGUUCCAGGACUCAUUCCUCAGACCCCACUCCACCCCACCCCCCUUUACCUCUUUGCAAGUCAUGUCUCCCUGCCUGCUUGGGUCAGAGAGAUGUGUGUUUCAGAAGCCCCCGAGGCACGGGGCGAGACUCUGCCCCGAGAGACUCUUGGUGAUGGAGUGGAUUCACGUCCUGGUGUUAGUUGUAGAGAACCUCACCGUGUCUCAGUCCACGAGAGGCGGCAGGGCUCUGGGUGAAGAAGGAAGCCCACAGAGGCCCAGGGACUGCUGCCCUGACUGCCAGUGUCUGCAGAGCUGGAACUGGGCUCCUGUGGGAGGCUGCGAACCGAUAGGCAGUCGUGUGGUCGGUUGGCAAGGGGGCUUGUUGCGCUCUCAAGUUCAAGGUGAUGAGAUUGAGGCGCCACCUCGCAUCCUGGAGGGGCCCCUUCCCAGCAGGUCUGGCUGGCCGCAGACUGGUCCAGGUGUGGAAGGUUAUACCCACCUUCUCUUUGUUGUUUUUUUUUUUUUUCUUAAAAAAAAAGAGAAAAAAAAAAAUCAAAAGCGAGCUGAAAACAAGAACUUGACCAGUGGGCAGACAAGAAUUCUGCUUUGGAAAAGGGAAGUUUAUGGCUCUUUCCCAACUUGACCUUCAAAGAGCCUAGCUACAGUCGAGCCAGUUUUGUGUGCAGGCUUGGUGGGGGGCUGUCUCUGGAACGCCUGUGAGUGAGCAGGAGGCCCUGCGCUGCAGCAGUGGAUGGAGGCGCAGCUUUCCGCAUCUCUGCCCUUUGAUCUGUGCCCACAGGUGACCAGUGCCCUCCCCCAUCCCAGGCACACUGUCUGCUGGCCUUCACUGUUCUCUAUGAACAAAGGAGGAGGCUGUGGGUCCUGAGAGAGGGUGGCCCCACAGCCUGGCUCUCACGCAGUAUUUUCUCUUGAUUCUGAAUCCGUUGUUUUGUUUCUUUGUUGCUUUUUUCAAACUGACCACUUGGGGAAAAACAUGCUUUGGUUAUCUGUGGAUUUUGUGCCCUUUCUCUGCUCCACCCCACCCUGGAGUGGGGUAGCUAAUUUUUGUAGCCUAUGUAAAGGGUCUAAGUGGCCCAGGCAGGAGGGUGGAGGCAGCCAUCCCGAAGGACCCCAGGAUCCUGAUUAACUAUAGUUUGGCUUCAGAUAACCAGUUGAGCUUCGAGAGAAUAAUCUGAGUGGAGAAAGCGAACUGCCGAAGCUAACAUUCCCUGUCCAGCCCUGUUCCUGUGAAGAGUUUGGUUCUUCUCCCACUCUUGAACGAUGAUAUUCAGACUAGCCAUUGAUGUUAUGUUAAGAAAGGAAGGUGUGUAUCUCUCUCUAUAUGUAUAUAUAUGAAUACACACGUAUGUGUGUGUGUGUGUGUAUAUAUAUAUAUAUAUAUAUAUAUAUACAUAUAUGUGUGUAUAUAUACACACACACACACACAACAGACAAAUCCAAGGCUGUGAGGUGACUGAGUGUCUGUGUUUGGAGUCCACAAAACCAAAAUCCACGUCGAACAUCGUGCAUUCUGUAUACAGUGACUUUUUGGAUAACCUGUGUGUGUCUGUCCGUUGUGCGUGAGCCCCUAGCCCUGUUUUCCUGUGAAUAUACCUUGAACGGCAGCCACUCUGCUCCCGUUACCCACACGUUUGGAGCAGGGGGCGGCCCUCUCGAGGUAAUUUAUUUUACGCAUUUACUGUUUACUGAGCAAAUGUCUGACUGUGCACUCGGGUGUACUCAGCAGCGCUGUCGACCGCAGUCCCUACGUUUGCCAGAUACUGUGCUCCAAGUAGAGGUUUUACUCUACCCAUCACUGCAAUUUGCACAUUGCUCCGUGGACACUCGGAGGCCUGUGUUCUGUUCCCUGAAAGCGGAAACGUGCUCUGAGCCUGUCUGCCUCCCUCGGCUGCUCCUGGCCCUUGGUGUCAGCCCCCGGGGGUGUCCACAACCACACGGGACAGAAGGCCAAGGGUGGAACCUCAGACAGAAGCCGAAUUGGAUCUUCUUCAGUGACCAGCUCGGACUGGCUGUGGCCCAGACGCCGGCCCUGCCCAGAAGUGCCAGGAGGGUUUGGCGGCCACCACAGUGCCAUAGGGCUUCCCUCCCUCUGCUGAGGUCCAGGGCAUGCGAGCGAGCACGCCCGUGUGUGGCAGAAGUGGGCAGGAGUGCGCUGGCAGCCCUCAGAUGCCUUUCCUUCAAUCUUUUUUUUUUUUUUUUUUUAAAUCCCAACAACUCCCUGAAGUGUCUCAAAAGAGAUCAAGUUUUACCAAAAUGAACCCUGCUUCAGUUAACUGGUCAAAUGGAUGUAUUCUGGCCCUCUCAAGUUUCCUUCUCCAACAGAGUGGGGAACUGGUCCACGCGUUACCUGCUGGGUUCACUGCAGCGUCCCACCCGAAAGGCACGAGAAGAAGAAAACGCAGCGGGCAGAGCUGGGCUUGAGUCCAGCCGUCAGUCUGGCCCCUGCUACACGAGGCUACCCUGCACGACGAAAGCUGGAAAUAGGAAUUGAAGGGCUCGUGAGGGGGCCUGGGAGAUUCGAUGGAGUCUGGUUUUCCAGGCGAGAGGGGCUGGUCGAGGGUUUGGUGCUACAGUCGGAAGAUUUGCAAAUGCUAACACAUUCCUGUGUGAGGCACAUCACCCUUUGUCAGUUAUUGUGAAUAUGUGUAUUUUAAGCAAUAAGAUUCAGCUGGUCAGACUUUUCUGGGCAGUCUCGGUGACGCAUUUCCCGUGCUGUGAUUGUUCUGAAGACAGAGUGGCUCUUAACCACUGUGAGAAGCCCAAAUAAAAUCCAUCCCCAAAACUCGA